AACAUUAUAUUAUUUGUAAUUAACAUUAGAGACUGUUAUAUUUUUCUUUUAAUUGAUACUUGGCAGUCUGCGUCUGCGAAAAGAAGAAGAAAAGUCAUCAAGGAAAAUGACAGCUACCGAGGAAACGGAACCGUUGAUAUCCACCACACCGACGACUUCCGCCGGAAAAAGCCAAAGGGUCACUUAUCAUACAAUUUCCUUUGAAGCGAACGAAAGAAAUGGAUUGUAUGACGGAAGCCCCGAGAACUCUUUUAGUCUGAAAACGAUUUCGAGGGCGCCGACAGGCGUGAAUUUCAACAACAGCGAAAUCUUCAGCAACAGAAUCACGUACACGUGGAGCGACGUUAAUGUUUAUUACAGUACGAAAAACAAUAGGAUCUGGGAUAAAUUAAUCUGCAGGCCUCGAAAGUUCAUCGCACAGAAGCAUAUAUUAAAGGAUGUGUGCGGAGUGGCCCAUCCUGGCGAAUUGCUCAUAAUCAUGGGCGCGUCAGGUGCAGGCAAGACGACCUUAUUAAACGCACUGACAUUUCGUACAACACGUGGGGUGUCCACGUCCGGUUCGAUGGCCGCCAACGGCCAAAGAAUAUCACCGGAUGUACUCACCUCGAGGAUGGCUUACGUGCAGCAGGAUGAUCUGUUCCUCGGCACGUUGACGGUCACGGAGCACCUAAUGUUUCAGGCGACAGUGCGAAUGGAUCGGCACAUACCUCGUCAACAGAGGAUCAAGCGGGUCAAUGAGGUCAUCGACGAGCUCGCCCUUUCGAAAUGCCGAAACACCACGAUAGGGAUACCCGGUAAAGUGAAGGGUCUUUCGGGCGGCGAAAUGAAGAGAUUAUCUUUCGCUUCCGAGGUACUGACCGAUCCGCCACUGAUGUUCUGCGACGAACCCACAUCCGGUUUGGAUUCCUUCAUGGCUCAUCAGGUUGUUUCCAUCUUGAAGACGUUGGCGGCAAGUGGUAAAACGAUCGUCGCCACUUUACAUCAACCUUCAUCGGAGCUAUUCAUUCUAUUUGACAAAAUUCUGCUGAUGGCCGAAGGAAGAGUCGCCUUCAUGGGUACAACCGCGCAAGCUUGUUCCUUUUUCAAGACACUCGGUGUAGCCUGUCCCAGCAAUUACAACCCUGCCGAUUACUUCGUGCAAUUAUUGGCCGUGGUACCGGGACGCGAGUUGGCCUGUAGACACGCGAUCAAAACGACGUGCGACAGCUUCCGGGGCAGCGAAUACGGCAGAAAGAUCGUCAUGGAGGCAGAAACAAUUCAUGGCGAAAUUGAGAGUUCUCUCAAGUAUUCUAAGGAUUCCAAUCGGUCGCCUUACAAGGCCAGCUGGUGCGAACAGUUUCGCGCCGUUCUGUGGCGAUCCUGGCUGUCGGUGAUCAAGGAACCGAUCCUCAUCAAAGUUCGCCUCCUACAGACUGUCAUGAUCUCGCUGUUGAUCGGCGUCACUUACUUUGGCCAGCGAAUCGAUCUGGACGGCGUGAUGAACAUCAACGGGGCUCUGUUCAUCUUCCUCAGCUGCAUGACUUUCCAGAACGUUUUCGCCGUCAUUAACGUAUUUUGCGCCGAAUUACCGAUAUUUCUCCGCGAGCACAAAAACGGCAUGUAUCGCACCGACGUCUACUUUAUCUGCAAGACUUUGGCGGAAGCGCCGAUAUUUCUAGCGGUACCGCUGAUAUUCACCAUCAUCGUUUAUCCCAUGAUUGGCCUCUAUCCCGACGUGAGGCAUUUCUUUGUCACCGCCGCCGUGUUGGUUCUCGUAGCCAACGUGUCCACCUCGUUCGGCUAUUUGAUAUCCUGUAUCAGCAACAGCGUGACUACGGCUCUCUCCGUUGGUCCUCCGGUGAUAAUACCCUUCCUGCUGUUUGGCGGCUUCUUUCUAAACACGGCGUCCGUGCCGUCAUAUUUUGUCUGGUUUUCGUAUCUGUCCUGGUUCCGUUACGGCAACGAGGCUCUUUUGGUCAACCAGUGGUCAGAGAUCGACUCUAUAGCCUGCGCCACAAGCAACGUCACGUGUCCGAAGUCAGGACGCAGCGUUCUCCAGAUUUACAAUUUCAAAGAGGAGGACUUCCCGAUGGACAUUCUCUGCUUGCUCGCGCUUAUCGCAGCGUUUCGUCUUCUGGCGUUUCUCGCUCUAUUGUCGAAAACUCGCCGUUCAAAGUCAUCAUCAUCAUCAUCAUCAUCAUCAUCAUCAUCAUCAUCAUCAUCAUCAAGGUGUAAGAUGCUCUCUUGGCAAAACUUGUCCGUUUAUGCGAUGGAUCGAAACCGACACACCAUAAGCAAACAGCUCAUCAAUAAUGUCCGAGGUGUCGUACGACCUGGCGAGUUAACUGCGAUCUUAGGAGGCAGUGGUGCUGGGAAGAGCUCCCUGAUGACAUCUUUGGCAUUUCGCACAGGGUCUGGCAUCGUCGUGCACGGAGAUAUUCGCGUAGAUGGUACAUCGGCUAUCUCGUCAUACAUGAGACGUCAUAGUGGCUUCAUGCACCAGGAAGACAUGUUCAUCGAGUCGAUGACGGUGCUCGAGCACAUCUGGUUCAUGGCUAGAAUGAAACUAGACGGAAGAAUCCACACGUCGGAUAUUCGACUGAAGAUCGAUCGUUUGCUGAGGAACGUGGGUCUAGCGGAGAGACGCGACGUCCGCAUCGGGAGUGGCGACGAAGGCAAGGUUCUCUCUGGUGGGGAAAAGAAAAGGCUGGCCUUUGCUACUGAACUGUUGACGGACCCCGAAGUAUUGUUCCUGGAUGAACCGACGACGGGACAGGACGCGCACUCGGCCAACGUCCUUGUCUCGCACAUGACGUCCUUCGCGUCCAGAAAUCGCACAAUCUUGUGUACGAUACAUCAACCGAGUUCCGUCAUCUUUGAUAGCUUUCAUCGUGUAAUCCUUCUAGCAGGCGGUAGAAUAGCAUUCGCUGGCACCGCUACGCAAGCAAUACAAUUUUUCUCCAGCCAAGGCUACGAGUGUCCACGCAAUUAUAACCCGGCCGAUUUCCUGAUAACGACUCUAGCGAUCGCAUCCGACGAUGCGGAUGGAAGCGGAAGAGUCGCGCAGAAGAUCUGCGAUGCGUUCCUCACGAGCGAAGCGUGCAACGAGAUCGACGUUAUACUGCAACAAGAGGUUGAUACCAAUCGAUCACGACGCGCUACCAGGGAAGAUAUUCGCAAAUUGCGCUCCUUCGAGGAACCGCGUUGCUGGCUUCGGCUUUACUGGCUAAUUCAUCGCGGAUUUCUGCAAGUUCUGCGGGAUCCUUCGAUACAAUUCCUUAGGAUGCUGCAAAAGAUCAGCGUUGCGACAGUCGCCGGCCUCUGCUUCGUCGGCGCCAUCGACCUCGAUCAGUUGGGCAUCCAAGCCGUGGAGGGUGUCAUAUAUCUUUUGGUGUGCGAGAACACGUUCUUUCCCAUGUACUCGACAUUGGCAUUGAUCCCGCAAGAGUUGCCACUUCUACUUCGCGAGUACAAGGCGGGCAUGUAUCCCGUUCACCUUUAUUACACAGCACGAAUGAUAUCGCUGAUACCAGGUCUGCUGGUGGAACCGGUGCUGUUUGCCGCGAUUAUAUACUGGCUCGCAGGACUAAGACCCACGAUGGACGCUUUCGGAUUGACCCUCCUGGUGGUGAUAUUCACGAUGAAUGUAUCCACCGCUUGCGGGUGCUUCUUCUCGGCUGUCUUUGAAAGCGUGCCCCUGGCGAUGGGCUAUCUAGUACCUUUCGACUACAUUCUUAUGAUAACUAUGGGUCCUUUCAUCAAACUUAGCUCAUUACCCGCAUACAUACGAUGGGUAAGAUACUUCUCUUGGAUGCUACAUUCAACGGAAACUCUCACCAUUAUUCAAUGGGAAGGCGUGUACAACAUUUCCUGCGAAACAGUAGAACUACCCUGUCUCACCGAAGGAACCGAGGUGCUGAAUCGCUACGAUUUCGAUGAGGGAAACUUUUGGCCCGACAUCAUCCUUAUGAUCAUCAUUUACGUCACCUUCCAUCUGUUGGCCUAUGUCUUUUUAUGGAAGCGAUGUAGAUCGAGAUAAGUGGAUCGCGAGUAAGAAUUAGAGAAAAGGUGAUUUAAAAAAUGAUGUAUCCUACUAUAUAAUUGACCUCUAGCUUCUCCUUAUAAUUACUCAAAGAUUUAGAAAUUAGUAUAUAUUAUUUUUAUCAUGAUUUUUUCGUGCGAUCUUCCGAUGUAAAAUUAGAGACAAAAAUUUUUACAUCGAGAUUAUUUGUAUUGCGUCGAAAAUUAAUUGCUGUAAUCAAAAGAGCUGUGCAAAGCUUGCGAAGAUAUGAUAUGAAUAUGAAGUCAUGUAAAUUUAGAAAAUGAAUGAAUUAUUAGCGUGAAUCGAGAAUUUGUAUUUACAUUCAUUUUCUGAAGUUUGUAUUUGCAGUAUCUUAUCUCAGAAGCGUAUCACACGUAAGAUAUGAAGUACAUAGAACAUUAAUAAAUAAAUUUUCCAUUUUAUAUGAUAA
Messenger RNA from Nylanderia fulva, 4451 nucleotides. The record is from RefSeq and is a predicted model, not a curated record. NCBI's taxonomy places the organism in Eukaryota, Metazoa, Arthropoda, Insecta, Hymenoptera, Formicidae.